UUCAUUUUAAAACUCCAAACCAAACUGCAUAGACCGCCAGCACAUCACAAGGCUUAAUUUUUUUUUUCUUUUCUACAGUAGCUUAAAUAAGUAUUAUAUUAAGAGCGCCCUACAUUAGAACAUGUUUUUCAAUAAAAAUAAAAACGUGAAAUGAGCUAUUUUGCACUGUUGAUAAAAAAAUGAUUUUUCAGUUCAAAUAACCAUCACACAAAAGGACACACAAGGAGACCACUAUAUUUUUUUGGAUAAGCAGGACACCACUAUAUUAUAUGAAUAAAAUAACCACCAUCAUACAAGGACACCACUAUAUAACAACCAUUCGAUACAGUCAUACAGGCACUGAAACAACAAAGGCCAACCUGAACCAAAGUAACCAUUCGAUACACUACCCAAAAACUAAUUAGGCCAACCAUUAAUACACCAUGAUUUUCUAUUGCUUUCUUUCCUUUAUUUUAUUUUUGGCCAUCCCAAGCAAGAUGCAGAAAAUUCAGGCCUUCAAAUUGACAUUGUUCAAAGUUCAAAGACCAAGAAGAGAGAUCACAAGCAUGGAGCAAUUGCCACAAGAAUUGGUAUCAAAUAUCCUCUCACGGUUGCCAGCUAAAGAGUUGGUGAAAUGCAAGUCCGUUUGCAAAUCAUGGUUCAAUCUCAUAUCUGAUCCUUAUUUUGCUACCAAUUACUAUGCUUUCUACAACAAUCUCCAGCAACAAAAGGAGCCUCUGUUUGUCAUUCGAAGACCCUUUCUUUCAAGCCUCAAAACUUGCAUUUCAUUGCUUUCUUCUAAUGUCAAUGAUCCCAAAAACCAUGUUUCCUCUGAACUUCUAAACCCUCCCACUCAAUACAAUUCUAACCACACAUACUGGACUGAAAUCAUGGGCCCUUGCAAUGGCAUAUACUUUCUAAAAGGCGAGCCAAAUGUCCUCAUGAACCCUUCUUUGAGACAGUUCAAGGCUUUGCCUGAAUCCAAUUUGUCCAGUGAUGACUAUUAUUCUCUCAAGAAUUAUGCUGGGUUUGGGUUUGACCCCAAAACCAAUGAUUACAAAGUCGUUGUGAUCAAGGACCUGUGGUUUGAGAAUGCAGAACGAAAAACUGGGAAUUGGACAGCAGAAUUAUACAUCCUCAAUUCCAACUCUUGGAGAAACCUUGAUGCAACUCUCCCACUUCCUUUCCAAAUGUGGAGCUCUUCUCAAGUUACUUAUGUGAACAAUUGUUGUCACUGGUGGGGUUUCGUUGAAGAGUGUGGUGUAAAAAAGGAUGUUAUUCUCACAUUUGACAUGGUCACCGAAGUCUUCAGAAAAAUCAGGGUACCCAGGAUUCGUGAUUCUUCAGAAGAAGUUGUCACAACGCUGGCACCCUUUGACAAAUCUGGUACAAUUGGUGUCAUUGUCCACCCUGUAGUUAGUGGAGAUGUGAAAUGCUUUGACGUAUGGGUGAUGAAAGAUCAUUCGGAUGAAGGUUCUUGGAUGAAGCAAUACUCGGUUCGACACACAGAAGUGAUUUAUAAGGUUUUGGGGUUUUAUGGAAGCCAUUGUUCUGUUUCGAACGACGACAAUGAAGGAUUAAAGCCUAGCUCACAACAAAUAAAGGAUCUUCAGGUUUAUGGAAAGUGUGAGGGGUUAAGAGCUAUAAAAUACAUGGAAAGCCUUGUUUCACUACACAGGGGAAAUGAGUUUAGUGGCCAGCUUGUUUCGUGUACCCCAGUUCCAGACCACCUACCAAAUCAGCAAAGGAAUUUCAUUGUUAGUUUGUCCCAGAUGAUGAAGACAUUCCUGAAAAUAUGAUGAUACAAUGGUUAUAUGAUUUUUUUUUUGCUUAAAUAUGUUUUUAAUCCUUGAGAAAUAUAAAUUGAUUCAUUG
Lotus japonicus is the source of this 1853-nucleotide messenger RNA. Its product is annotated as F-box protein CPR1-like. The record is from RefSeq and is a predicted model, not a curated record. Gene Ontology annotation, molecular function: protein binding. Bases 423 to 1778 code for a protein of 451 amino acids. The transcript has a single exon. Lineage: Eukaryota; Viridiplantae; Streptophyta; Magnoliopsida; Fabales; Fabaceae.